Syngnathus typhle (broad-nosed pipefish) is the source of this 3688-nucleotide messenger RNA. Its product is annotated as RNA-binding motif, single-stranded-interacting protein 1-like. The transcript has 14 exons. The coding region runs from base 451 to 1569 and encodes 372 amino acids. Lineage: Eukaryota; Metazoa; Chordata; Actinopteri; Syngnathiformes; Syngnathidae. The record is from RefSeq and is a predicted model, not a curated record. Gene Ontology annotation, cellular component: ribonucleoprotein complex; cytosol; nucleus. Gene Ontology annotation, molecular function: mRNA 3'-UTR binding; poly(U) RNA binding; poly(A) binding.
CCUCCAAGACGCUCAGUCGUGAACACGCGACAUAUCACGCUGUUAAACAUCAAAUGUCGGUGUUUUACGAGAAGACAAAACAGUUGAGUUAACGCUAAACACCCCCCAGACGCGAAUGUUGGUUUAGUCCGUAGUAGGUGGGACUGGCGAGCGGUCUGCACCAGGACGUCGUAGAUCAAUGAACCGAACCGGAGGCUCGCUCGAUACGCUGGCGUACAACAAACUGAGCUAACUGGAUAAAUGUGUCACUACCAAAGCAAAAGAGAGGGCACACACGCUUUGUUCAACUUAACCAACCCGAUCAGUAUGCCGAUGUUUUAACCAAACGGGUUAUUUUCGAUACUUACUCAUCACCUCCGACCAUUGCAUUGGUUCUGCGAUUUUUUUUAAAUUUUGUUUUUGUAAAGAGGGGAGAUCUUUACAGAACAUCGAAUAUCUCUAACCUGCAGGAUGAUUUUUGCUAACACAGGCAACCCACUGAAAGCUGCCACUCGCAAGCAGUCGUACCCCAUGACUCCGUCCAGUCCCAGCAGCAGCAGCAACAGCAGCAGCACGGGCCUGGAGCAGCUCAGUAAGACCAAUCUGUACAUCCGAGGCCUCCCUCCUGCCACCACUGACCUGGAUCUGGUCAAACUUUGUCACCAGUAUGGCAAGAUUCAGUCGGCAAAGGCAAUCCUGGACAAGACAACCAAUAAAUGCAAAGGUUAUGGCUUUGUGGACUUUGACAGCCCAGCGGCUGCUUUGAAAGCCGUGCACGCUCUGAAAACCAGCGGCAUUCAAGCCCAGAUGGCCAAGCAGCAACAGGAGCAAGAUCCCACAAAUCUAUAUAUUUCCAACCUGCCUCUGUCUGUGGAUGAGAAAGAGCUGGAGAACAUACUGCAGCCUUUCGGCCAAGUCGUUUCCACACGUAUCCUCCGUGACUACGGUGGCAACAGCCGGGGCGUGGGCUUUGCCAGGAUGGACACCACGGAGCAGUGCAACGCUGUGAUCUCACACUUCAACGGGAAAUUUAUCAAGAUCGCCUCCGGAGCGCUGGCUCCCUCUCAGCCCUUGUUGUGUAAGUUUGCAGAUAGUCAAAGGAAGAAACACGCUCACGGUGGAUUUGUUCCCAAUGGACAGACAGGCGAUCUCAGACUAGGCGCUAUGACUCUUACCUAUGAUCCCUCCUCAGCAGCGAUGCAGAAUGGGUACUAUCCAUCUCCAUAUCCAGUGACCAACAGGAUAAUGACCGUGCAGCCAGCAAUGUCCCCCUACAUGUCUCCCGUCUCUGCUUACCAGGUCCAAAGUCACUCCUGGGUGGCACAUCAGCCGUACAUCAUGCAGCACCCGGCCCCGGUGAUGUCUCCCUCUGUGGAUCCAUCCAUGUCACUGCACCCCUCUACUAUGAUUACUCAGCAAAUGGGUCAGCUGUCUCUAGGAAACACUGGAGCAUAUAUCGCAGCCAACCCGGGGGUGCAAGGUGCUUACAUGCCGCAGUAUCCUCCUCUGCCAGCAGCAGCGGAAAGCGGCACGCCACAACAAGUGGAUUCGUCCAACAACUCGUCUCCUUACAGUCAACUCAGCAAGUAACCACAGGCUCAGCAAUCACUCAGCGAGCAAGAGGGUUGGUGGGAGUUAUAACAGCCAGCCCUCUCUGAUUGGACCAGACACAGGACCUUUUUUGCACAGCCCUUAUGCUUGUGUUGGAAAACGAGGACAGUGAAAAUGCACUCAAGCAGUUGGCUAAUCACGAAAAAAAAAAAGAUUUAUUUUGAUAAGAAACAACAUGCUCUUCAAGAUUUUCUCUUUUUUCAAGAAGGAUUCUCAAAUUCCAGAGGACACCUCCCCACCCCUGCCCUGCCCUGCCCUGCCCCCUGCUCCAUUAUCCACAGUAUGAUGUGAUUUUACAUGCAUGAGAUUGCAAUGUUGCCCUCCCCUUCUAGGUUUUUAUGAUGUUAUAGUUACUUCCCCCCCCUGCAAAACCUUGUUUGCACUGACUUUUAAAGUAAAAAAAACAAAACAAAUAACCACAAUGAUGGGUUUCACAAUUGUCAUAGAAUCACAUGCUUCAAAGAGGUGACCAUGUCAUAAAUUUAUUCUCGGAAAAGGUGCCUUCCUUACCACCAUCUUCCAACAUUACUCAUUGAACUUGAUCAGGUAUCAUAUUUCCAUUUGAUUGAUCCCACACGGCAAGUUUGUCGCUAUCCAGUCUUCUGGUAGCAAUAAUGAGAGUUCCACUGCAAUACUGAGGGGAGGAAAAAAAAAAAGAAAGAAUAGUGACUAACUCAAACAGCAUAAUUCUUAUUUUUCUCCUCUUUGCUUUUUUAUUAGCUAUCGAAAUGACAUCAAGCAAGAGAUGUGUUUUUUUGAAAAUGACAGAAUUGGCAUCUUUUGUGAUGUGAUUUUUUUUGUUUGUUUAUUUUUUUUUGUGUGUGUUUAAUUUCCUCUCAUGGUCAGUUUGACCGGUGAUAUCUACCUCAUGGUUCUGAGUCUGCCGGUGUGGUUGGGUUUGCAGGUAAAGCCCUUUUUUUGCACCAGAGUGGAUGAAGCAGAACAAAAGCCACGCUCAGGAGCUGGCCAACUUGGACUUCAAGCGUUACGCCUCCUCCCACUUUCAGCAGUUUCUCUUCCAUGCUUUUGAAACUUUUUCACUUUGCCUCAUCGUUACGUAUUUGUCAUUGCGUAUUGUCUGCAUGUUUUUUUUUUUCUUUCUCAAGAAUGUGAGGUUAGUUUAGUGCUCCAUUUAGAGUAUCGGUGUCAAACUCAUCUGGCGGCCACUUGGAUUUGACAAAUUGUCUUCAUGUUUCUUAUUGAAUAGAUUUGUUCCUUUCUUUUUUGUGCGGAAACUCCCUCAAGUGCUUUUUUUUUUUUCCUCCUUCUCUUGUUACUGAUAUUCCAAGCAUUAAAAAAACAAAUCCCUUCUUACUACAGGGUUUCUCAAAAAUCAAUAUGCACUGAAAGACAUUUAAAAGGUUAGACAAGGUCAAAUUAAUGUAACCUGUGAAGGUUCUAAACCAUUUUAAGUUCAUUCGAAAAUAAUAGCUACUUUAUUCUGUACUGUAUUUGAUUUUCACUACUUUCGUGACUUGAUUUUAAAUUCAUUUAAAAUGCAACGCCCCUCAGCCCCUGAAAGUUGGUCUGUUUUUAAAGUCAUUAUAGGUCAAAGCAGUGCUGUAAGGCUCUCCAAAAGUUUUACAAUCUCAGAAUUGUUGUUUAUGGAAAAGAAAAUCAGUGAAUGGCACAUAUGCGCUUGCUUUUUGAUGCAGCCUUUGAUUCAAAACCGCAAUUAGAAGUCACGAGUAGUAAUGCUUGAUGGUUGGUGCUACAUUGGUUGUUUUGUUUUUAUAUAAAUUGGUGGCCAAAUGAGAAAUUAAGUGUAUUGUUUGCUUUGCUUUUCUCCUCAAGUAUAAAGAUGAACUCUAUGAUGCUAUAUGAAAGAAAACGUCAUAGCUAAGAAGGUCAGGCAGUACUUCUAUGGACACACAAUCGGGAAAUACUUCCGUAACUAAGCUUUUACUGCAGGUGAUUUCACAUUGUGAACGUUUAUUGCUCUGGGAUGGGGUGGGGUGGGGGUUAAAAGGGAGGGGGGAAACAAUCUUGUACAUUUGAUCCUCAUUGUUUGCCCUGUCACCCACAAACAAUAAUCAUCUCCUUGCCUUCUCUGAAAACCUUUGAAACCGUGCUAAAUAAAAGACUUCUCUUUCUCUGA